Molecule: messenger RNA, 1553 nt
Organism: Actinia tenebrosa (Australian red waratah sea anemone)
Lineage: Eukaryota; Metazoa; Cnidaria; Anthozoa; Actiniaria; Actiniidae
Biological process (GO): negative regulation of telomere maintenance via telomerase; G protein-coupled receptor signaling pathway
Cellular component (GO): membrane; CST complex
Molecular function (GO): G protein-coupled receptor activity; telomeric repeat DNA binding; single-stranded DNA binding
Source: RefSeq, a predicted model, not a curated record
UGGUUAAUAUUAUGGCCAGCGCUGGUUAAAAUUUUAGAGUUAACUAACGAUUGGCCUCAAAAUUAGUAAUUAACUUGACAAUAGGGGGUACCCCCAUUGAUACCCUCUUAUUUAGAUGCAUGGAUUUUUAGUUCAUUUCUAUGAAGAAAAGAUAUUUUGUAUCUUGGUUACAAAUGAACACAGGAAAUGACAUAACUAAUGAACCUGUGCAAUGAUAGAAUAAAUCAUGAAACCAAACGGAAAUGCUUAAACGAAUGUAAACCGAGUUGCAAGUUCUAAAACAAGAAAAUUCAGGAUUGACAUUUCGGAAUUCGAAGUACUUUCAUGAACGUCUUAGUUUACGAUGGCUGACAAUAGCACAGACGUUCACGGCUUGACAGCGAUUAAGAUAGUCUUCAGUGUGUCACUGUGUGUCAUAGCAGUUAUAAACUUCAUUGGAAAUUCUCUAGUCAUCCAUAUAAUUCGCACCAAUAAAUUGACAAAACAACCUAUGAACUACCUUCUGGUCCACCUUGCUCUGGCUGACAUCAUGGUUGGCACUUUCAUCCCAUCGCGGUUUAUUUUCACUUAUUUUGUUUCUCAUCCUGAAGGCACGACAGGAGCGGUCAUUUGCAGGAUGUUUACAGGAGGUCCACCAGCAUGGAUUGCAGGCCUUGCUUCCAUUUUCUUUCUCGUUGACAUCUCUAUUGAACGUUACCUUGCCGUUAUACAUCCGUUUUCCAGGAAGUGGAGAAUUAAAUGGAUUAAGGUCAAGUACAUAGCCAUUAUUGCCUGGAUUUUUGCUCUGGUGUUUAAUUGUCCGUAUUUCUUUCUCAUAAACUUCGUUAAAGAGGAAAACUUCUGCUAUGAAAGAUGGCCUGUAGAACGUUUAUGGCUACCUCAGGCAUACUCUACUCUUUGGUUGUUGUUUGGCGCGCUUUUCCCGGCCAUUAUCAUGAUAUGUCUUUACAGCAGAGUUAUUUUCACUCUCUGGAUCAAACCCGGAAGUGUCCAGUUUUCACAAGUUGGCGUGCUGAAGUUCAGAAGAAGAGCAACCAAGAUGGUUGUCAUUGUCAGCCUUAUAUACUGUGUGUGUUGGAUUCCUAACCUUACAUUGUAUUUUCUAUAUUAUAUCGGUGUCAACUACGACUUUUCUGACCAUCAUUUUAUCAUCAGUAACAUUCUUAUAACGUGUAACUCCGCUGUCAAUCCUUUUAUUUAUGGGUUUCAGAGCAAAAAGUUUCGGGAUGAGUUGAGGAAGCUUGUCGGAUGCAAGAACCGUGUUCACUCCAUGAGCACGAACCCUCAGUUUCUUUCAGGAAAGAAUUCUAAAUAUAUUUUCACGGUAGAUAUCAAUAAAAAUGUUAAAUGAAGAUAAGGGAUAGCACCUGCUCACGACUCUCUAUAAGCUAUCGACACGCUACUAAUGUCGUCCCACAAUACCACGCACGACGAGGUCGUUACCAGCCUUUUCUCCUUUAAACUUUGAAAAGACAAAGUGCUCAGAUUUCUUCAGUGUUACAAACUCUUUAUAAAUUGCUAGUCAAAUAAACUUCGUUUAUAUUACAUAACGA